Entrophospora candida is the source of this 799-nucleotide messenger RNA. The record is from the annotation of a GenBank genome assembly. Lineage: Eukaryota; Fungi; Glomeromycota; Glomeromycetes; Entrophosporales; Entrophosporaceae.
AUGAAAAGAUAUUCAGCUUUAACCAUCACAAGAAAAUUGUCAAGUGGUAAUUCUGAUAUCGAUAAAUUUCUCGAAGAAAUAAAAUUAAAUUCAAAAGAUAAUGAUAAAACUUUAAAAUGGAUUCCCUAUCAUGAAUUCAGUAAUUUAAAGGAAAUUGGCAAAGGUGGCUUUGGUAUUGUCUAUGAAGCGAUUUGGCACGAUGCUCCUGAACAGAAAAUCGAUUUAAUUUGGAAUAAAAAAAGAGUCGCCUUAAAGGUCUUAUUUAAUUUUAGAUUUAAUUCUAGUAAUGAUAACAGCUUGUCUGAUUUGUUUAAAAAAUUUCGCGAAAUGCAAAAAUUUCGUAGCCAAAUCGGUGAAGCUGAACUAGUAAGGUUAUCAACGUUGCAAAAUAAGUUUAUCAAAAAGAUUCAACAUCCAUCUGCUUUUUACACGAGUCGUUUACUUGAUUUCACAAAUCUUCCACAACCAAAAAAUGCAAUAAAAAACCAUUCAUUAAUUUUAGAGUCUGCAGAUAAAAAAUCCUUCGAUAUUGUACGAUCAUCAUCAAUAGAAAAUAAACAGCCGUUUAAUCUUGCAAAAUCAAAUGCAGAUUUUGGCCAAUUGGCUGCUCGUAGACGUACUCAGAGCAUCACUAGUAGUACUACCAAUGAUAAUAAUCGCAAUAACAACGAGAGAUUUAAACACUCGAGAAGUUCGAGUGUAAAAGCAAAACGUCUCAGUAGAACUUUUACCAAUGAAGAAAUUGCCGAAGAAAUGCGACAAUUAAAUAUGGUACCACCUUUAUCAGGUCAGUCAUAUG